CACCGCAGACAGUCCCAGUAGGACCAAGCAGUGAGAUAAGCCUAUCGCCUUGGGUGGCAGGAUCUCAAAUCGGUCGCUUAGCGGCCCCCUGACUCCCUAACACCAGCUGGAGGAGUAUUCACCAUGAUUUUUGUCUUAAUGACCUGCGCUUUGUUCGUUCUUCUGGUUCUCUUCUGGAAAAAACGGUUGAAGGCAAAGAAAAAUACUGGUCACAGAUCAUCAAAUCUGGCUUCUCUUGCACUAGCAGCAACUGCUACUGGGUCGGCUAAACGCAAUAUCAAUAAGGGUCUUUCAGUCAACAGGCUCUCUCAGGAUAUCUUAAACAACUUCCCUCACUCCGUAGCCAUGCAAAAGCGAAUACUGAUAAACCUCAGGAUUGUGGAAUACAAGCUGGCUGAACUGGAACAUUUCCUACUUACUCAGGGUAUUAGUGAUGCAGUACCUAAGCGACAAUCCCCUAAAAAGCAUGCAAGAUGGAGUGACAGUGAAGGCAGUUAA
Messenger RNA from Ochotona curzoniae (black-lipped pika), 498 nucleotides. RefSeq names its product cancer/testis antigen 83 (gene CT83). The record is from RefSeq and is a predicted model, not a curated record. NCBI's taxonomy places the organism in Eukaryota, Metazoa, Chordata, Mammalia, Lagomorpha, Ochotonidae. The transcript is spliced from 2 exons. Bases 124 to 498 code for a protein of 124 amino acids.